Messenger RNA from Drosophila montana, 2785 nucleotides. RefSeq names its product dalmatian (gene dmt). The coding region runs from base 113 to 2491 and encodes 792 amino acids. The transcript has 3 exons. The record is from RefSeq and is a predicted model, not a curated record. NCBI's taxonomy places the organism in Eukaryota, Metazoa, Arthropoda, Insecta, Diptera, Drosophilidae.
AGCACAACAAGAAAAAAUGGCGGGUACGCGUUUUGUACUACGCAUAAACUACAUUGUGUUUUUUUAAUUUUUAUAAGUAAAACAAACGUGUAAAUAAGCAUUUUGAGGCAAAAUGGUAAAAGCAAUUCAAAGAAAACUGCGCAAUAUGUCGGCCGCAAGUAGAACUGAAGCUACAAAAAACACACGACGCUUGGUAACAGGCAAUACAAAAAUAAACAUAAAAGCUAAAGCAGAUGCGACAACAAUAAAGCCGCUGCCAAGGCUUAACAAUAAAGAAUUAAGAAAGAAAAUAAAUCAAGUAAAUUGUGUGCGCAAGUGUUAUGUUAGACUUAAACGCCUUAAAUUACCAACAAACAACGCUGCGGCGCAGAAGUGCGAUGUAAAUAAUGCGGCGCCAAUGAACAUUGAUAACUUGGACGAUGUUAGCGUAUUUGAGCCUGGUCGAAACUCCACCAUGUGCCAGUCUAGAGUCCAGGACAUAGGUGCCACCAUAUCGCCCUGUCGCGUUCGCAUCAGGCGCGCCGUAGAGAAGCAGCCAGAAACAGCCGAAAAGGCGCAGGAAAACGUGACAGCAUCGAAGCGCGUGCAUCGCUUUUUUCACCGAGAUCAGCCGCCAGCCCGAACCCGUUCCUCUGUCACACGACACGUCUAUGAGUUUCUUUCCCAGUCACAAAUCGAGGACAACGAAGCGCAGGAUCCGGCGGCGGACAUAAUCAAACAAAUGGUCGAAGACGGACGAGCAUGUAUGAUGGUCCGCCACAAGGGCAAGACGCGUAAGCGGCAGGUCAAGAAAAAGGUUCGACCAGUGGGCAAGCGCAAGCAAUGCUCCGUACGCAACAUAGCUGACAAGCAGCCAAACAUGCCAAGCAACAACAAGGCGCCUGGACGGCAAUUAACGCCCGUUAUCGAGCUGGAUGGCGAUUCAAGUGAUGACAAUAUGGAGGCUGUGCACGUUGAGGUGCCCGCCCAGAUACAUACGCCGCCAGCUAAACUGGCUGCAAUCGCAAAUCGAACUAAUAUCGAGGGCGCCUACAGCCCGUUGGCGCGUUCGCUGAUGCUGAAUCAAACCAAGGCGCAUCACCAGCCGCAGCAAUCCAUGGAAAGGCGACGAGAGCUCUUGAAUAUGGCCAAGAAAUUCGUCAGCACACCACUGAAUCGCAAGAGCAACACCGCCACGAGUGUAAAUACAACAACAUUUUCCCCAAUUUUAGAUAAUGCCGGCAGUAGACGCAUGUCGCUGGCAACUACAGCUGGGAGUCUUAGAGCUGGCUGCUCGCCCGGCAAUAAAGACAGUUCGCCGGCAGCUUCAGCUGUUGGUCUCAGUGCUGGAUGCUCUUCCGGCAGGCGACACAUGUCGUUAGCAGCUCCAGCUGGUAGUACCAGCGGUGGCUGUUCGCCUUGGCGUGUUUCCGACGAGGUGCCCCUGCCAAAUACAUUCGCAUUCGGCUUAAAUACAUCAAAUUUGCCAUCGUAUUCCAGUGAUUUUAUACGCAGUCGUCAUAUCUAUGUGCCAGACGAGCCCGAGCCGGCGGAGUCUAUUUGUCCAGCUCCCAACGAACAGGAAAGUAGCUCCGCUAGCAACGACUCGAAUGGCGAAAAUAUGCCGCCUCCAGCAGCAGCAGUCGCGCAGGCGACGCCUAUUAAACCGAGCGAGGACCAAGAGAACGAAAAUAUGGAGAACUAUGUGCAAUUACCAAAUCCGCGACGCACGCUACAGCAUCGCAGUCCUUUAAAGGACAUCAAUAUAUUGGAAGUGGUCGUUCUGCCUUCGUGGAAGAAAAAUGCGCAACCAGAAAAGACGCCCACAAAGGUGUCCACGGCCAGACAUCAGGACAAUGUAGCCAUCAGCAGCCCCAGACAGCAGAACACGAGGGCUCAGCGGCCGGAGCAGUCAUCCUCUAAUCUCUUUGGCUUUGAGGAUUUUAUCGACGCGGAAGAUGAGGAAAAUGCGAAUAUUCGUGCAGCUAGCCAAAAUGUCACGUUGCACGAGAAGCUGCAACGGCUAAAAGGUCUGCGGCCCGCAGAAAAGGAGCUGCCGCAGAUAAACAGGGAACCGCUGCGACAUGCCUACGAUGAUCUGCAAUCGCGUGAGCCCAAACAGCGCAACAUCAAGGAGAUGCUGUGCUCCACCAUGAUUGCCGCGCCGGCACGCGCUCUGAGUACGGAAGAGUCAAUAGCGUUAUUUAAAGACAACGACCCAGAGGCAACAUUUGAUGAAAAGCAACCACGACGCACCUAUGUACGGGAGCGGCCGAAGCGGAAGCGCAAGCAGCGCGUUCAUGUGCUCUUCGUUGACACUGAUUCGUCGGAUGAGGAGGAGGAGAAUGAGCAGGACUCCAAGGACAAGAGUGACGAAUCACCAAGAAAGGCGAUGCCACCGCAAAAGCGCACACGCAAGGAUAUGGAGCACGAGGCCAAGCUGCAGCAGUUCAUCACGAGUUUCAAUCAGGAAUGUGCAGAGGUCGAAAGAUUUCCAAUGAUCGUUGAAUAGUCACGCCCAAAACUUUGGCGUUAAUUUCAUUUGUUUUCCUUAUUAUUAUUAUUAUUUUUUUUUUGGUAAUACUGUCUUCUAAAACUUGGUCAUUAACUUGAAGUUAAGUGCGAUUAAAAAUGGAAUUCCGAUUAAGUAUUUUUAAAUCGUUUCAUUAAGCUACAAAUACAAAAUAUUCAUAGCCAUAAGUACAAAGAGGGCGGGAUGUAUAUUUAGUUAGUCCGGGUACUUAUUCUGUCAAAUAAGUACCCGGAAAUUUGAAAUAAAACACAAACAACUUGUCAAUCAUCUAAA